Molecule: messenger RNA, 1233 nt
Organism: Toxotes jaculatrix (banded archerfish)
Lineage: Eukaryota; Metazoa; Chordata; Actinopteri; Toxotidae
Product: tropomyosin alpha-1 chain-like
Exons: 9
Coding region: 114-1220 (368 amino acids)
Biological process (GO): actin filament organization; muscle contraction
Cellular component (GO): actin filament
Molecular function (GO): actin filament binding
Source: RefSeq, a predicted model, not a curated record
CCUGAGCGAGCUCGCACUCCAGCUUGGCGUUCAGUGUGGUUCAGACGCUCCGAUCCUUUCUUACAGUUUCUUUUGUUUUUGGUUUGUGCGGACACCACCGACACUAAGCAGCCAUGGAUGCCAUCAAGAAGAAGAUGCAGAUGCUCAAGCUCGACAAGGAGAAUGCCUUGGACAGAGCUGAGCAGGCCGAGUCAGACAAGAAGGCAGCCGAGGAUAGGAGCAAACAGCUUGAGGAUGACCUGGUAGCACUGCAGAAGAAGCUGAAGGCAACUGAGGAUGAGUUGGACAAGUACUCUGAAGCCCUGAAGGAUGCCCAAGAGAAACUGGAGCUUGCUGAGAAGAAAGCCACAGAUGCUGAGGGUGAUGUAGCUUCCCUGAACAGACGUAUCCAGCUGGUUGAGGAGGAGUUGGACCGUGCUCAGGAGCGUCUGGCCACAGCCCUGACCAAGCUGGAGGAGGCUGAGAAGGCUGCUGAUGAGAGUGAGAGAGGCAUGAAGGUUAUUGAGAACAGGGCAAUGAAGGACGAGGAGAAGAUGGAGCUGCAGGAGAUCCAGCUGAAGGAGGCCAAACACAUUGCUGAGGAGGCUGACCGCAAAUACGAGGAGGUUGCCCGUAAGCUGGUGAUCAUUGAGAGCGAUUUGGAACGUACAGAGGAGCGUGCUGAGCUGUCUGAGAGCAAAUGCUCUGAGCUUGAGGAGGAGCUGAAAACCGUGCAGAACAACCUGAAGUCUCUGGAGGCCCAGGCCGAGAAGUACUCACAGAAGGAGGACAAGUACGAGGAGGAGAUCAAGGUUCUCACAGACAAGCUGAAGGAGGCUGAGACCCGUGCUGAGUUUGCUGAGAGAUCAGUCGCCAAGCUUGAGAAGACCAUUGAUGACCUUGAGGCUAAAUUUUCACACCCUUCACUCCAGAAGCCGGUUGACUGUCGUCAUCUCUCUCCUGUGCAGCGCAGCCCAACUUUCUGUCUUCCUUGUCUCUGUAUUUCUUUACUGCCCCAUCACCACUGCACAGUGGGCCGUCGCUGCCAUCGUCCAUCUGUACAUCUCUCAUACAGACCUUUGAGCCGUGUUGCUUUCUGUAAAAUAAACAUUCUUCCAUCUAUGUCAGCCCUUCCCCUUUUCUCCUGCCAUGUUUCUUUGUUUCCAUUUGUCCCAUCUUUUUCUUUUUUGAUUUUUGUCUUCUAUGUGAUUAAUUUAUUUUGUCGAGUAGCUUUUGAAUAAACUCUGAAGCUCC